Molecule: messenger RNA, 17790 nt
Organism: Rhopilema esculentum
Lineage: Eukaryota; Metazoa; Cnidaria; Scyphozoa; Rhizostomeae; Rhizostomatidae
Source: RefSeq, a predicted model, not a curated record
ACACGUAUAACUCAAAGCGUUCUUUCCUAAUUCAAAGUUUUCUGUCCUAAUUGAAAACUGUUGUGUCUUGAUUCAAACUUUUCCAUCCUGAGUCAAACUUUUCUGCCCGAAACUGUUAUGGAGCUAGUAUUGAGUUUGUUUAAAUGUUUAUUUUGUCUUUGAUAGCUAUGUUCAAUAUUUUUCCAAUUGAAGAGAUUUGAUCCAAGGUAGUACCAAAGUCUUUUGAGAGAAGGAGAGUGUCUUACAGGUUUCUGAGUUGGAUCGGCCAGUAGUAAUCGAUUUUAUCCGCUUGUUGAUUGACUGCAAAGACGGAGAUGGCUUGGCAACAAGACGGGGUAUAGCAUGUCGACUUGGCAGGAGAUGGCUCAUAUUUAUCUCCCCUACAAGGUACGUGAAUUGAUUUAUUUGAUCGUCUAUGCAUCUUAUGCUUUUUAUACAUGAUUUUUUAUAUGCGACACAUAUGGAUGCAUCUAAGGUAGCUUUAAUAAUGCCUACAUUUGUAAUAUCUUCCUGUAAAUAUUUUAAAUACAAGAUUCUGGUUGUUCUAUGACAAGAAUUCACGAACGAGCCAUACGAAUCAUAUGAAGGAAUGGCACUUCAGUAUUUCAGUGUCUGUUCACUAGCUAAAUUUACAGCUGCUCAUGAUCAAAAUAACUGCUAAUUACUUAAAUCCAACAUUUAUUGAAGUUAUAGCUAUUUGUUACCAGUAACCUACAAUAUUAACUUUGAGCAAAAAACAACGUUGCUUUACCUAGUGCAAGAACAAUAAUAUAUGACACUUUCAGAUUUACAGGCUAAAAAUUAUGCUAAUGGUUGCCUAUUGUAAUGAGUACCAAUACCUUGAUAUUUUCAAACGAAACAUGAAAUAUUUAGUCACCUUUUAGCUAUAUGAUUGAUUAGACUAUAUACUAUUAUCAUACUGUUAGGCCCAUCAAAAUUAUUACUUACUAUAUGUUGAAGAUUUUUUAAUUAGGCCAAUAUUGACAGGAGGAUAUCUUUUUAACAAGGAUGUAUUCAAAGAAACACAUGUUCGCUUUCUUCUUAUAAGUAAUCGUAAAAAAUCUUUAGCUUCAAUAGGAUUUUACUAUGUUGCUACCCCUAACGAGCAAUUAAAGGUAAUUUGAAUGAAUAGUAAAAUUGGACUUUAUUACGAUGGGAACUUUAUUAAUCACUUGUAAUCGAACUGAUUUGAACUAUUCGGUGAAUCGUUGCUGAUUCGCAACGGAAGAGUUAUCAUACCUUGCGCAUGCCCCGAAUUUUGCUAGUUUAAGACAGUAACACUUGGCUCUUACUAUACAAUAAGGGUUUUCGGAUAGCACAAUCCACAGUUUGCCUUAAAGACUCUGGUCUACCCAUAAGGCUUAAUGCUAAUAAAUACAGCAAAUCUAAAAUUAACUUGGACCAAAUUAAUCAGAGCACGCUCACAAUUGGAAACUGCUCACGUGAAUCUGUGUACAGGAAAAAUCCGGACCAUUGCCGAAGACACUAUUAGAGUGAAGACACUUAAAGUGAGAAAAUGGAUGCUCGAAGAUUCCAGACUACCGAUAUCGAUAAUUUUGAAAUGAUAGAUCAAUUAUAGUUUAUGGCGGAGACGAAGCCAUAACUUUAUUCUCCAUUUUGAGCCACUGUGCGCUGCGCUAGGAUUUCGCCGAUUUACAGAAAGGCGGAAACUGUUCACAUGAUACUCUCCCUGCGCAAUUAGAUUGGUCAACCGUUGAUGAUCGAUUGGCUGUAAGCCAUUCUUAUCUGUGUGAAAUGCCUUUAAUCGAUGCGAUGGUAAGCUACUGUGGCCCUCCGACUUGUGCCCGAAGUGUUGAAGCUGUGUGAACGGCAUGUGUACGCAUUUAGGGUAUGCCGCGAAUUGCACAACGGGACGAAUGGCAAAACGGGAUGAAUUGCCAGGUGAAGCUAUUUAUCAGGUUACUAAGAAACCAUUUGAGAUGAAACUAGAAAGUAAUUACUACAAUUGUUGGUUGAAAGCAGAAUCACACCACACGAAACACAAAUGCAUAUUUUAUAGGUUGGUUUUGAAUUCUUAUUCAAGUUACGAACACAUUUUAUUAGCGACCUGUUCCUUUUCUUGAAUAACCCUGCUUCUUGCAACCAAUUUAUUUACGUGUACCAUAGAUCCCCUAAUUCCAUAAUACACCGUUCUAUUGUGUUUAUUCGGUUGCGCCAGGAAUAUAAUCAAAUAUACCUGUCUUAUUUACCAUUAUCUUACAGAAGGCAAACAAAUUGCGUGAACGUCAUAAUUUUGUGCCAAUCGUGAACAGACUGUGGAAAAUUUUGCCGACUUUUGAAUUUGUUUGUUUCUCGCGAUGGAUGUUCGCAUGGUGGAAAUCUUGUAAGUGUCUUUAUGUCUCUACUUCACUAACUUAGGCCAUGAUAUUGAAUGUUUUUGUUUGUCCCUGUCAUCAGUGGGCGAGACUGACUACUGACUGUUUCUUAAUUAACAGCAGCGCCAUACUUUUUUCAAAAAAUGCAGAUUCAGUGUUGAUAUAAGCUGAUUUGAAAUAUCGCGACAUUAUUCGUAAUAUAUCUUUAGUUAUCUUCAGUUGGUUUUCAUUCUCUACAACUGACUCUUAAAAUUUUUUAUUUGUUUAGUAAUUCGGUCUGAAUUUGUUUGUAAACACGGCAUGUUUUCCUCGCCGUAGAAACUUUGCAAAUUAGCGCAGUUUUUUUGCCAAAUUUAAUUUUAAAAGGCAUAUUCAAUAAAUGAAAAAGAACUCAUCUGUUAAUGUCAUGUCAAUACCAUUUAGAUUCAGACACAGAUACAGAGAGAAACACUUUGUGCUUACACUUAGGUGGAGUACAACUCAUUUUGUACUCUCUGAAUAUUGCUCAACGAUAUUUAACUUUGACGUUUCUCAUUUCGUUUUAUCAUCUUAAUUUCAAACUUAAACGCAAUCUUUUAGCGGUUUGUUAUGCCAAAUAUUAGGCUAUUGAAUUUAAGAAGGCAUGUUGCCAAAGUGCCUUCAAGUCCGUGUUCUAACUUGUUACUAAAACUUAUAUUGAUUUCUAAGUUUAAAUCUUUCAUUCAUAGACUUUUUAGUGAUUAACUACUGCUUUCAAGUAUUGAGAAAGUUUAGAGGACGAGUAGAUUGUUUUCAAUUGCUUCUAUAUUGUCUUCAAACUGCAUUGGCUCAUGAUUAUUGAGCCUGCUAGAUCUACGCUCCUGAUUGGAGCAUUUUUUUGCUCGGCAUGCAAGCGAAAGUCCUGCGGAGAGCAGAAAUAUCAGGGUUAUUCUUUAAAGGCCUGUUGAAACAAUAGCCUAUUGUAUAAUGCAGCCAAUAGAAUUUCAUGUGACCACCUAAAUUCAGCUGGAUAUAAUGCCUUUAACAAAUAUCUGUCCUUCAGUCUUGAAAUGAUGUUGCGAUUAGCACAGAAACCCUAUUUCUGUAUUGUAUCAGUUUUUGAUAAACCGUGUUCACUUCGGAAUCAACAUGUGUUGUGUUUUUCGUUGAACUGAACUGAAAAGCCAACUUGUUGCUUUUUAGGAGUAAUUUUAGUUUUAUAAUAUUUAGAUUUAAUUUAGAUGUAAUAUUUAGAUUUAAUUUUUACGAGGGUAAUGCUAUUAACUUCGAUGAGUUUCAUUCCUGUUUUUUAUGUCAUACAAUACUUAGUCAGAUAAACAAACAUUGCUAGAUUUUCUCAAAAAAGACUCAUAUACACUCAAAAAAGAAGCCAUGGCCUCUUGUUAAACUUCCAACUUAUUUCUUGUUAUUUAAAAGAACAAAAGUGCAAACAGCAUAAGAUGAUAUCCAAGGAAGAAGAUUAAUUUUUCAAUAUCUAGGCUCUUGAUUCUCUUCUUCAAAUUUCCUUCUUGUUAAUUUUUUUUAGCUGAAAAGCCAAAAAAUGAUGCUUCGUAUUUGGUUCAUUUUCCUUGCUUUGGCGCGAGUAAACAGCCUUGAUGUCUACGAUAAAUAUUACAGCAAAUGUCCUAUGCUGACGGCAAGCGGCUCGUGUUGUCAACCCAGCUCUGAAGAUUGCCAUAAUCCCUGCAGUUUCAAUGCCACAAGCAAGCAUCACGAGUGUACUGCAAAUGGUGUCAGCAAUGCCAAAUGCCUACUUAACGGUCUGCCAAAUUUCGGAUUUGCUUAUCCACUUGGUUUUCUCAAUGGUAUGAUCUCUGCGUCCCAGCUUACCACCUUGUCGUUUGUUCCGCGUGCUUUUGGAGCAAACGCAGGUUUCCCAGCAGUUAGUUCGGCGUCCUCAUUUGUAAUAGACUUCCAAAGAAAAAGGAAAAUCAUGUAUGUUAUAUUUCAAGAAGGCCAAACUCGUACGACUGCUGUUCCAUUGACACCGAAAAUUAUAAUAUCCGAUGCAAACAACGUUGCUAUCAGUAGGGUGAUCAACUGUAAGGAAACAUUCGGAAAACUGGAACCGUACAGCUGUCGUUUUGCAAUUAAAAAUCCAUUCCGCUGCCAAAAGUUACAAGUCCUUGUGGAAAUUACUUUAGCAUCAACAACCCUCAACCCAAAGAUUGAAGUCGGAGGAAUGGAUUACUUGGAGAGUGAUCAUUUUUGGCGAUUGGACACAUUCAUUAUCCGCCCUGGCAAUGAUCUGGAGAUUUUUCCAGACGAGAGAGGAAAUUUCUUUGUGUCUUUGAAUAUAGGUCCUUUUUCAGCUCAAAGUACCGAAGUCCGACACAAAGAUCUCUCCGCGGACAGCAGUUUUAACACUGCAAAGUUUACAUUUCCAGCUGAUUCAUGUUUCAAAAAUUUAGCGAAUUGCCAGGACUCGAUCACCUUUGCAUUUUGGUUGAAACGACCGAUCGAUGAUGAUGCAUUGAUUGAAAUGAAGGAUACGGGUUUAAAUAACAUUGCGAUGAGAAUCCAAGUAAAAAAUGACGAAUUUAAGCUUGAGGCCUACUAUGAUACAUCUUCAUCAAUCCAAUUCAAGACUUCACUUUCAACACCCACAAGUAGUACCUGGAAUCAUUUCAUAUUAGUAUGGAAGCGCAAAUACUCCUUUCUUUAUGUUGACAGUGUAAGUAAAGAGUUGACUAAUGAAGGUGGACAAAUGUUGUCUGGCCUACCAACUGAACUGGAGAUGAAGCCCGCAUCAAAUUUUAGAAAUUUUCAAAUAUGGUACUUUGCACUAAAUGCAGCAGAGGCUUCAAAAGUUUAUACUGAAGGUGUUGCUGCAAUGGACUUCAAAUUCACAGCAUUUGAAGAUUUUGGAGACUGGAAACUUGCAACGUCAUUGUGUUCUCAAGGACCAUGCCAGGACGCCACAUCUUCUCCUGCAGCAGGUGCUGCAACAGCCAAGCUUGAAUAUCGUGGGCAUGUGGACAAUUCUGCCUUUUACAGCGAAGCUUCUAACACGUGUACCAAAGCAAACGGCAACAGUCCCAUUCCAAUUACAAUUUCAUAUAAUCGGUUGUUGAUGAUGGCAUUUAACAUCGACCUCGAAGGUGUUGGUGUUGAGAUACAAAGACUGACUUCCGCCAAGCUGACAUUGGAUUGGGAUCUUGAUCAAUCAUUGCCUUACAACUUAGUAAUUGAAAUAUACGCUGUUAAUUCCUAUGAUUACAAUAAAAAGUAUAUCGACCAGUGCCGAUUCAUACACCUGGAUGAUGACGUCAAGACAGGGCCUGUGUAUUGGGACAACUUUUCGUCGAAGGAAACUCCAGAUUUACAUGAAUUGAUAGUGCCAUUUUUAGAUCGUGGCUCAGUAGCUUGGAGGAAAAACAUUGUUUUUGUAAUGAAAUUCAUCUUGACGAAAGAUGAAACCAAAACAUUUAACUUCAGAGAUGCUACCUUCAGAUUGGAAUAUAUUGAUGGCACGCCAGAGAAAUUUCUGUUUGCCGACUUGAAUCACGCUGCUGUUGGUCAGCCAUUGAUGUACACUACUCGGUUUUACUUACCAACAAGAAAAUGCCUGAAAUUUGCCUAUUUUAUGAAUGGUGAAGGGGCUGGCUCGCUAGCUGUGAAUCUGAGACAAGGAGAUUCUUUGUUUGUGGAAAUAUUCAAGCUUGUUGGAAGCCAGGGAGAUGGUUGGAAAGAAGCUAAUGUUUCGCUGAACACACUUGGCCUUGAUGCAAUAACUCCGUUUCGAAUAACCUUCAUUGCACUAGGAAGCGAAAGUACUCAAGGAAGCAUUUCAAUUGACAAUAUCAAAUUAACCUUUCCAAUUUGUUCGUUCACACCAAGCAACGGAAUUCCCACACGCCUAAAUCAUGAUACCAUAUCAAAAGCUUUUGACUCUCUAAGAAUGGAUCCUCCACUGAUUCUCGCACCACUUACAACCAAAUCUGAUACUGAUCUAAUGAGCACAACAACGGUGUUAACGAAAAGCUCUCAAAAUCUUGAAGACAAACCUACCACAGAUAUGUUUGGAUACCCAGUCACAUUCACCCAUUUCAAGGGUGCAAGCUCUGAACCAACACCUGGCGUUGUGAAAGUUCAGCCUGCACUUUCUCACGAGCUAAGAGAUUUUACAAUAACAUUUCAUGUCAAACCCGAUGAUGUUCUCUCGACAGUUUUUGCCCAGUUCGGAAAUAAUGAUGGUGUUUUAAAUACUCUUCUCUCCAUGGAUCGUGCUGGAAAUUUUUCUAUUAGUUUUAUCAAAAAUGAAACCCCAGAAGGUAUUGAAACAGCAACUACGAGCAGUGUUUUCCACAAGAACUCAUGGGUUUAUCUUGCAAUAACUUAUUCAAAAGCAGCUAGCAGAUUGACAGUUUAUGCAAAUGCGACGGAAGUCUUGGCUGUAAACUCAAACGGUACAGGUCAACUAGGAAACAAACUAAAGAUGGGAGGCAGUUCUGAACCUCUGCGAGUACGUGUAGGAAAGGGGGAGUAUUUUAAAGGCUAUAUCAGCUGCUUGCAAGUUUACUCAUACGUUCUUGAGUAUCAGCAGAUAAAAGCCGUACAGAUUUGUCCUGACCGCAUUUCUAGCAAAACAUGUCUGCAAGCUUGCAAAGGUCGUGGCUGUUGCGAUGCAAUUACAGGCAAAUGUAUCUGCUCACGUUUUGCUCGAUAUAUCAACAAAGUGGAUUGCUCCAGUGCAUUGAUAAAUACAUUGUACAAAGAUGCUAAAAGUAUCAAAAGCUUUGAAAACAAGGUCGGGAUGAGAAAGGAUUUUGGAAAAGGCCUUGAUUUUCAUCAGAGUGCGUUGGCCUAUGACUACCUGUCCUCGAUAACGAGCGAGAACCAAGUAAAAUACAUAACGAUACCUGGCCCGAUCAACAGCGCGAUUUGCACAGUGAAUGAAGAUGGGAUAACUUUAUUGGGCAUCCAAUCCUGUAUCAUAGAUAGGAAUUGUAAUGCAGGAUUUUCGGUCUCGGUUUGGGUCCAGCCUCCUCCUGAAAAGUUUCAUUCUGGUCGUAAUAUCUCGAUACUCGACAUUGGUGCCUUUCAGCUGUCUUUCGCUAACCGGGUUUGUAGUGGCAAAAGAGGAUAUUCUUACGAGUUUCGGCUACAGGUUGGAACAGAAAUAUGCACUUGGCAUCCAGUCAGCAAUUGCAUCUCGUUCUCUAGGGUUUGGACGCAUUUGGUAGUGUCUGCUGAUUAUGCAAAAAAGCGUGUUCUGAUUGUUCAAAAUGGAAUGAUGAUGAAAGCACAGAAAAGUAGUUGCACCACGGUAUCUCCAACGCCUACCCCAACCCCAGCCAGGAUUGGUGGUGGUUCUAACUUUACCUGUAUUGACGAGCUGGUCGUGUGGGAUCAGCCGGUGAGCUCUGCGUCAGCAAUAAAAUUGUACUGCUCCCUGCGGUUUACAGGAAUGAAUCCCACCCCUAGCACCAUUAAAUUUUCGAUGGCAAGCUACAAUGAUUAUUCUGGUUCUCUUUGGGCCAUCGAUGUGUAUGGCAUUGUGUACCAUUACGACAAUGGAGUAUGGAAACAGAUUGACGGAAAGUUGAAGCACUUGUCAGCGGGUUGGAACGGCGUUUUUGGUAUAGGUUCAAAUAACAUACUUUAUGUUAGAGAUGGAAUAACACCCAAAAAAAAGGCAGGCUCUGCUUGGCGGGCUAUACCUCUUUCUACAAAUAAUUGGCUCAAGGUUUGUUCAGGAUAUAUCCCGAAAUUCAUCUUUUUGAUAAGGAGCGACAACUUUCUAUUUGUUGUCAAUUUAGGAAACAAUCCUGUUACAGCGAAUCAACAUUCAAAUCACAGGGUUUUGGACAUAUCUUGCAACGACAAAGUCUGCUGGGCUUUGUUAGCUGAUGGUACAAUGGCAAAUUUUUUCAAAACAGACACAGGAAUUGGGGGCUUACAUCAGUUCUUCACAAAAAAAGGUAAUCAACAGCUUUCAACAGGGAGGCACAGGUUUGUGAUCAGAAUUAAAGAUAACGCCGUACAAUGGUUAAGACCAGCUAGUGGGGAACUGAAUCCAACAACCAUUGACACUGGCUUGACAGAACCUGUCAAGCAUAUCUCACUCAUGUCUUCUGACAUCUUGGUGGUUACGAAUGAUGGAAAAAUUGUACUUAUCAAGGAGGACGGCAAAGAGGCUUUCAGUAUUCGGCAUUCCAGUGGAAGGUAUUUGGCAAAUGUCGAAUCGAAGUUUGCACUACGUCACGAUUACUUUGAUUUCUUCAAGAAAGAACCUGGCAUUUGCUUGAAAGACAUUUAUUUGAAUAAAUAUCUGACUAUGUUGGGGGGAAAGAUUUCAGUACAAUCAAAUUGCUUUCAGUUUUUGUAUGGCAACGACUCUAUGAUACGAAAGAAUGGCGAAUGGUCUGAAGCUAUGUCUUAUGGUACACUUGAAAAUGUCUACGUAAGACAUUCCAAUUAUCGCACAGCGCUGGAAAGCGAGCAAUGGGAAACAAAUGCUGCAAGAUUCUACUUUGUAUUCAGCUCAUUAAAGCAAGUAACGAAUUUUGACCCAACUCGAGUAACCAGUGAUUCAUUUGAUGGAGCAUUAAAAGUUCAGAUAUUGGUAAGGUUUUGGCUCGAAGAUUACGAAUUCAUAAAAAGCUUGAGUGAAAAGACUGGACCAGAAGCAAAAAUGAUCUUUGCCAAAGUGAAGACCGAGAUUGGUCAAUUAUUUUUUGAUAGCAGAUACUACAUGACCGUACAGUUUGAUCGAAUAACUCGUGGAAAUAACGUCAAUAUCUGGUGCAACUUUUACGGAAAUAGAACAGAUACUUGUCCGAGACCCCUAUACGUUGAAUUCACGGCCAUGAUUCUUUUUGGGCAUGUAUCUGCUACAGAAAGAGCAGUGCUGCUCUCUGAGAAAUUUAAAGGAACGGACAUGGACUGUCAAGGAAACAAGUGCUCAUUUCAACGAACUGGUGUUGCCAUUGGCGUGAUUAUCGGUGAUCCUGAUAUCAAAUUGAUGUCGAUGGAGAAAAAUGGUGCGUCCAUCAGAGCCAAGUUUCAGUACUUUAACGGAGUAAGCUCCGUGAUACAGGCUGGUUAUAAAGUGAACCUUAUAGCAGCACCCAUCAUUCAACCAUCUUUACAAAUCCACCAUUCUUCCAUCAUCGACGAAGGUGCAACGUUCUUCAUGAAUUUAAACCCAUACCACAGAGUCACUGGAACAAUGUGCCCAAAGAGCCUUCAAGAUGAUGCAAGUGGUUGUACUAAGCUAAAUUUCACCACUAUGGCAAUUGCACCUACUGGGAUGACAUCAUACAUGCAAUGUUUGGAAAAAGAAUCCAAAAUGCUGACAUUUGUCAUGAACAAAAUUGAUACUAUAAGGUGGAAUGGUCAGCCUCAAGCUUACUCGAUAUUUUACAAAGAAACAGCCAAGAGCAAUCAAGUUGACAAGUAUUUUGUCCCUUGCAACCUGACCAGCUUCUCACAAUAUAAAUUUGUUGAAGAACCUGUAGGUGAUGUCCUUGGUAAACAACAUAAAACAACCCUGACUGGUCUUGAAGCUUUUAUGAAAUAUGAAAUCUACGUAGCAAUCAAUACUUCAAUGGGGCUUGGACCAUUUGCUGGUAUCAUUUGCGAAACAAUAGAAGGAGCGCCUGAUGCUGCGCCUACGAAUAUCAGAAUCGAGCAAAUACAUCCAAACAAAGUGAAUGUGUCAUGGAUUCCUCUUCCAAAUGAUCCUGAGGUGUGGAACUCAAACAACGAGGCGAGUUACGGUUACAAUUUGGAAUAUAUGGAAUAUACUGAAGGGGAAGCAUCGCCAGCUCUAAUCGCAAAAGAGACAAAAGAUUCUUCAUUGAUAAUUGAAGAUCUGCAUGAAGGACGUGGAUACAAAUUUCGUAUCGCAGCUAAGUCAAGUGGAGGUGCUGGCAAUUGGUCCGAAGCAUUUUGCAUUCGAUUGCUAGAUGCUGCUCCUGGUAAAAAACCCGGCUCAGUAACUGCGAAGUAUUUGAAUGAGACUGCCAUCAACGUUGAUAUUGAUGCAUUAAAAGAUUUAUAUGAAGAAAAUGGGCUGAUCAGAUUUUAUAAUUUGACAGUAACUGAACGCGAAACUGGCGUGGUCAAGAUCUUUACAGUACAAAAUGACCUUGAAAUGACUCCCAAGAUACUUGUGAGCAAACAGAAUGGCUCCGCUCAAAAUUCUGCAAUCAGUUGUGAAUGGAUUUAUCGUGAGAAUGCUUCAAAAUCUUCGAAACCAAAAACCUUUAUUGUUCCAAACCUGAAGUAUUAUACAGAAUAUAACAUUUCAGUGUCGGCAUGUACCGAAGCUGGAUGUGGGAACUCUAUAGAAACACUGGCGAAAACAGAUCAGUACCGCCCAACUUGCCCACCUCCAAAUGCAACAAUUGACGUUAUUAACUCUACAUCUUUGCUGUUGAAGUGGCAGCCAUUGACGAAAUCAUGCAUCCACGGCAUACUUACCAAAUACCGCGUUUCUUUUGCCGAAGAAAAUAGCUUUCUGACAAACAACACGAGCUUUGUUAAGUUUAACGGCUCAAACCACAAAGUACCAUUUUAUAUAGAUAAUGAUCCAGGUGAACUGACACACGUACAUCUUGACAGUCUUAAAGAGUAUGUCAGGUAUUGUUUCAAGGUUACUGGAUAUACUGUUAAAGGAGAUGGUCCUCCUUCCCAACUUCACUGCGCCACAACGCUGCAAGACCGUCCUCAUGGUGCGCCAACUAAUGUAACAGCCAAUGUAACCUCCAGCCGAUCUUUCAACAUCAAAAUGUGUGUUCCAACCCUUGAUGACGCUAAUGGAAUCAUAACUCAGUAUACAGUUUUCUUCAAGCUUGUAGAGUAUGAAGAUACAAGAGAAGAGAAUGUAACUAGAAAACUGCUUCCAAAUGCUACGUAUGAACAUUGCACAGAAGCUGAUUUUGAUGGGCUGCGAACAUUCUCAGAGCAUGAUGUUCAAGUUGCUGCUUGGACCAUAAUUGGGAUGGGCCCAAGGAGUAUCAACAUAUUUUUCAAGACAUUCGAAGACGUUCCGUCCACCUGCCUUCACAACAUAACUUCUUCCCACGUGACGGAGAGAACAUCUAUCAUUUCCUGGUUGCCAGUUUCCCGUCUUGAUUUGAAUGGCGAAUUCCGCAAAAUAAAAUUGCAGAUAACCGAGAAACUGCAAGAUGGCAAUGUUUCUUUGUCCCGCACUAUUUACAUUGAUGCAUCAAAUAUUUUUGACGUGUUUCGCUCGGGUAUGAAUGCAUUUGUGAACCUGACUGACUAUUCUAAUAACUCGCAUGGUGCUAGAUAUGAUUAUUCAUCACGUUGGCAUUUUAUAAAACUAGUAAGUUUGAAACCGUACGCUUCCUACGAGGUGCUGAUGUCAUCCUGCACCACACCAGGUUGUGGACCCGAUUGUGGGACCAGUUUCCUCACAAAUGAAACAGCGCCAGCUGGAGUCGUGAGAAAUCUUGAAACGAAAGUUAUCACGGCAGACACGAUUGGAAUUUCAUGGAAACCAGUUGAAGUGAAGGAGCGACAUGGCCUAAUCUUACGAUACGAAAUUAGCUGGCUAAACGAGUGUCUGGAGAUCGAACGAGACUGGCCUCUUUUUAAGGAAAAGAAAUGCGGAAACAGUUUGUCACGUGAUGUCCCUCAAACUGGUAAAUUGAUUAUUGAGAGCAAUAAAACAUCGGUUAUCCUGACGAACCUGGUGCCGUUGAGUACAUAUUUGUUUAAUAUCACUGCUGCUACUAGCAAAGGGAACGGACCUGUGUACAACUGGAGUUUUCAUCUCCCCGAAAGCGCACCAUAUGUUGGACCGGUAAUCGACAAAAUUGAAAACACAAGUUCCACAAGCAUUAAGUUGAACUGGACCGAAAUACCAAUUGAACAGCGCAAUGGUAUCUUAAUUGGUUAUGUUUUAAAGUAUCUAGAAGCAGAAACAGUUGCGUAUGGAAUUUAUUCGUAUCAAGAAGUCUUCUUUCCAGUUUCAAAUACAGAGGUGUAUGAGUAUGAAAUUGUGGGCCUUCAGAGACACACUUUCUACAACAUAUUGAUAAUUGGGAGAACCCUUUCUGCAAAUGGAACAGCCACUAAUAUCACAAUGCAAACCGGUCCUUAUGUAAAUGGUGAUUGGACAUUGUGGUCAGAAUGGAGCAGAUGCACUCAGUCCUGUGGUAGUAGUGGUACUCAGAAGAGAGAAAGAUCUUGUACAAACCCAGCCCCGUGGAAUGGAGGGGAUGAUUGCAUUGGCCAAAGCCACGAAAUAGAAUGGUGCAACACACACCUCUGCUCAGGUAAAUUCCUCGCAAAUCCGAAUGAUGACUGUAAUGGAGCGUGCGCCAGUAUGGGACUUACUUGCGUCAAAGAUCUAGAAAUCACAUCAGAGACAAAAGUCUCCGACUUCCAGCAAUUUGUCACACCUUGCAGUGUUAUUCUCCAAUCCUGGUCCUUAAGUGCUAAUUCUAGUCUUACUGAGAACACAGGAACUUGUGCUGGAAAACCAAUGUUACUCGGAUGCAUUGCAUAUGGGACAGAAACUAAACGGAGAAUAUGCAAUUGCUACAACAAAGCUGAGAUUGGCUUUGGACAGUGGGCCCCUUGGAGCUUCUGUACUGCGUCCUGUGGAGGAGGAAUACAGACAAGCACUAGGACAUGUUUGUUAGGCGAAGGACAGUGCUCCGGGAAAGCAUUCUUUCAAAAAGAUUGCAACGAAAAUCCCUGCCCGGUUAACGGUAACUGGGGCCAGUGGACAGAAUUUCAAAAGUGUAACCAAACUUGUGGUUAUGGAUACCGACAUAGAUAUAGAAAAUGUGACAGCCCUGCUGCGGCACACGGUGGAAGGAACUGUUCUGGGACAUCUGUUGAUGCUGAAGGAGGAUGUAAUCCACAGGUUUGUCCAAUACAUGGUGGCUGGAGUGAGUUCGGGCCUUACGGCGUCUGUACACAACCUUGUGGGCUUGGCAAAUCUAUUCGAAGGAGAUAUUGCAAUAAUCCAACCCCAACCUAUGGAGGGAUGGAUUGCGAAGGGUCAGCUACUGAUAGUUUACCAUGCAAUCCACAUCAAUGCACAGGACUAGAGGUUCGAUGCAAAAUGAGGAUAGAUAUGGCAUGGAAUUACAAGUACGUGUACAACGAGAUACCCAUGUCUUUGGACUUAGCUGAACAAUGUCGACAGGGUAUUCUGUCCUUGUACUCCAAUAAAUCUUUGGUAUCGGCAAUCAAAUUCUUCAAUUUUUACAAAGGAAGCGUCAUUGCAAAUUUCAGUAUUUACUACUCGGCAGUAAAGAAUGUUGAAGUUCUUGUGCUGCAAGAUACAAUAUCUUCACAGCAGAAAGUAGGGAAUCUCACCGUGACAGAGCUUUUGAAUACACCUGAAUCAACUUUGCCGAAUCCUCCCAGCAACUUAACUGUAAUUGGAAUCGGACCAAAAACGCUAAUGAUAACUUGGAAGUUCAAUGGUUCUCAGCCAACCGGAAUGAAUCUGUCGAGUUUUUACGCAUUCUUUAGGAUGAAAGACAGUCCGGUUGGUACCUGGAAUGUGGUUGGAAUUCCCCUUGCAAAUCGUGCGUUUAAUAUAACAGACCUCUACGCUGUAGCAGAAUACAGAGUGCGGAUGUCUGUGUCGUCCACAUUUGCUGCUGGACCCGCAAGUAAUGAGGUCAUCGGAAAAACCUUAGAAGGAGUGCCUGGAAAGACAGUGCAAGGGUUCCAGAUUCGUGCUACUCAACCUUCUGAAGUCUACGCAGAAUGGGACCAAUAUCCAUACGUUGAUUUCAAUGGAUACCCACGUGGCUUUAUGAUUCGAUAUAAGAAGCAUGGGGAUACUGCCUUCAAAGAGAAAGUUGCUGCAUACGGCAGUUUCAGCGAUACGAUAAAGGGUCUUAAGCCCUUCUCUUUUUAUACAUUCGAAAUAUUGGCAUUUACAAAUGUUGGCAGGGGUCCACCAGUAUCCAAAGUGGUGAAGACGUUGGAAGGCGUACCAGAAAUACCGCCUCCAAAUGUUCAAGCGCAGAGCUACAGUGGUACGGACAGGACAUAUUUAAAAUGGGGUUCUAUACCAGAUGAAAAAACUAAUGGCGUUUUCAAAGGCUAUAAGAUACAAUAUAGGCUUGCUAGUGUUGGCGGCAGACCUUUAGUGCAGAAAGGGCCUAUUAAAGUGAUCGAAACAGACAAAUUUACUCAUGACUACGAGAUAACUGGACUGCAGAGUUACUCCACGUAUGAAGUCACUGUUUCUGGUUCCACGAAUGCUGGAGAUGGACCAAAAAGCGACGUUCUAACACCUGCUACUUGUAAAUGUCCCCAAACAAUAUUCUUGAACUGGUACGAAAGCAGGCCAUACGUCAUCAAAACAGGCAAAUCUACUAUUGAAGGCAUCUUCUACAAGGUGCUUACAGAUACACUCACUCAAUCCUGUGGCACUUGCAAUGGCAAAGCAUCUGUAAUUUCUCCCUAUAAAAGCCUCAGUGGUGAAAAGCCAGAAAAAACCAGUGCAAAAAAGGUUAUGUCGGUGAUUGGUAAAGAAUACCAUGUCAGUUUCCCUGUGUUUGGCAAAUCUGAUAUGAGUACAUACCUGAAGCAGAACGUCUUUGUCGCCCUGGUGGAAUCGCCUGGUGUUGCUGUUGCUGUCAGAAAUGACGUUGAUUAUACAGUAAAGACUAAAGCUGCCUUCAAUGCCAUGAUAAAUGUUUGGCCAAUGUACAUAGUGUUGAUCAUAAUGACUUUGCUAGCUGGCAUCUUCGUUUGGUUUUUCGAGCAUCGAUCAAAUCCAGAAUUUUCAAAAGAUCAUUAUGUAAUGGGAAUACUCCAGGGUUGUUGGUGGGCUUUCAUUUCAGCCACAACAGUUGGGUACGGGGAUCUCACCCCGAGGACAUUCGCAGGACGUGUGUUUGGUAUUAUCUGGAUCCUAAUUAGUCUCAUUCUCAACGGUAUACUAAUCGGAUCUCUCACCUCUUCUGUUACAACGAUGACACUGCCUUCACCAUUGAUGCUUUACGGAACUAAGACUUCAGCUGUGACAAACUCUUCUGAAUAUUCUUUGGCCAUAAGGAGGAACUGCAAAAUAGACAGAAACGUUGAAUACGAGAAAGUCGAUUCGGUUUUAGCAGCACUCAGUGAUAAACAUGUAGAUAUUGCAUUGAUGGAUGCAUUCGUGGCUGUAGCCAAGGGAAAGUACAUUGAAGACAAAAAACUUAAAGUUAAAGAGAUUAUAAAAACUACGGAUUCUUUUGGAUUUGUUCUAUCACAUGAGCUUGUUCGACUGGAAGACGAUUUCAGAAGCCAGGUGUCAACUAGACAGGAUCUGGUUGCAAAAUUUGUUGCCAACAUGACUGCGCGCGUACAGGUUGCGGAAGAAAUAGCUGAGGUGAUACUUUUGAUGGAUCCAUCAAGCAAAAUGUUUUGGAAUGUCCUUGAGUUUAUGGGAAUACUUGCUGCUUCUUUCACGAUUGGUGGUAUUAUCAUAUCGUAUAUGCUCAAGUGGCGCAGUUACAAGAAGUACAUGGCGAUUCAUCCAGAUCCACGAGCCAGCCUCUCUAAGUCUAUGGACAAAGAUGUUGAAAACUUUGAAAACAACCUACAAAAUUUGGCAGAUACACUCGAUGAAAAGCACUUCAGACGGAGGCUGGAGCUACUUUGGAUUAAACAAAACUACCGUAGAUAUCUGAAGCGCAGAGCUAACUAUUCUGUAGAUGAAGACAUACUGCCGAAACCUGAAAUAUAAGUAAUUUAAUCGAUUUAAAUUAACACACACUCGGUAAUUCGUCGUAAGUCAUGUCAUGGAAUGUGUUGAAGGGAAAACUGAAAGGUCCAUAGAAUCAAGUGGGUAUUUGCCCGUCCGUCUAGGAAUGCCUCUCCGGUUCUUUGAAGCAAGCACUGGAAACUUUGCCAAGAACCGCUUGAUUUAAAAUACAGUAAUUUAGAAACUAAAAGAGUUAGCACCUUUUGGUGAAUUGUUUAUCUGUAUUUCUUAAGGUCACAGUAAAACAACCCAUUAACCCCAUUGAGAAUUUUAUGUUCAAUUGUCUAAAUACCCUUGAGGAUUUCGCUGGGUAUGAACUGUCACAUGAAAUGCAUGAUACUCUCGGAAUAUUUUCCAAUCCUCUCGGGAUAUUUUACAAUCCUCUUGGCACUUUAAUGCGAGAUGCGAAUUCUUUGCGUAUCUCAGCGAAACACACAGGAAGAUUUUUAGCAAAAGCUAUUUAGGCCUUGGCACGUGUUGUGGAAGCAUCUAAUUCUACUUCGAGAGGAUGUCGAUAAAAUUCUAUCCAAUCCCAUUGGAAUCCUAUCCAAUUUUGGUAAGUUUUUCGACAUGUAUUUCACAAGAGGUUUUAAGAAGCUUACCUUGUUACAUUAUUUUGAUUUGCUGUCGUUGAAGGAAUUUGCGAGAACGAACCCUGGUAAAAUUUCCUCUUUUACUAGGUAUUUUUAGUAUUUUAUUUUAAUCUUAUUUGAAAAAACAAAAUUUGCAGAUAAAGAUGCUUUUUGGAUAAUUUCACCACUUCUAAUUUUGACCUAAAUGUAGAUAUUUCAGUAUUAUAAAAGGUUUUUUUCGAAAAGUAGCUCAUUUGUUUUAGGAGCUGAAAAGUUUUUAAAAGUUUUUUUGUAAAUUGCUGUCACUAAAUCUUCUUUUAACAAAUGCAACAAUGCUUGAAUUAUAACAUUAAUGCUUAAAUAACGAAAAUUAAGUUUAAUUUUUGUGCCAUUCGUCGUGAUAAACAUCAUCUUGCUAUCACCGUGAAAGCUUCUCGUGAGUAAAGACUCGGAAAGGUUUUAAGGUUUAAAAGAUUUUCUAGUCCGUUUCUUUCCAUUAAGUUCGUCGCAUUCACUGCGCAGAUUCGUUCCAUUCCGUAGUUUUACAUUGUGAAUACCGUUGUACCAGAAUACCGUUGUCAUUCCCCAGCCAAGUUAGUAUCAUUGCACUGGCGUGGUCGGUUGAAUUUUUCAGAUACAGUCUAUACGUGAUAAUACCUUGCACAAUCAAAGAUUACCUGAAUGCAAAAAUGUUUUGAAAUGACCAUACCUUUCAUGUUUUAUUUAUCUUAUUCCGGUUGUCAAGAAGGAAAGUACUUAUGCAUUUUACAAAGGAACGAGCAUUCAAGUACCUCCAGACGAUAUUUCUAAACAUGUCCUGCGAUAGAAGUCGUUCUAAAAUGCGGUAAGGGCCUAUAGUAGGUUUGAAGGAGCAAUUCGGCAAGUGAGUUGCAGACCAUUUCCUUACCACUGCAAGUUCUUAGUUUCACUGUUUUUGACCGGAUUAAAUUCUGGAGAUGUUUGAGAAUAAAGCCGCAGAAUCUAUACCCAAGUGCGUUACCGAUGUAUGUAUGGGGUUUCCUAUUUCCUAUCACCUAUUUCCCACCACCGCCCUACCAUAAAAAAUGCCCAUGCCAAAUGGUCGUCUGGGAAGAUUGUAUUCUCUAAAAAUUUAGGCUUUAUAAUUGCCUAUUCCUUCCCCCACACUACUGCACGAGAUGCCUAGGCCUUUUCAGAACCUCCACUGAUUGUGGCCCACGACUGG